Messenger RNA from Astrephomene gubernaculifera, 1663 nucleotides. NCBI's taxonomy places the organism in Eukaryota, Viridiplantae, Chlorophyta, Chlorophyceae, Chlamydomonadales, Astrephomenaceae. The record is from the annotation of a GenBank genome assembly.
GUUCCGUAAACAUUUAACCUUAUGAACUGGCCCCGCCCAGCGCGAAAACUGUCCUGUCUAACCUUGGGAAUUCCCCUCGCCCAGACGCCACAGUUUACAACUUUUUUCCCUUAGUUCUUGCACCGGAUUUGUAACCGCUGCGGCAAUUGUAAACCGUUAAACCCAAUUUAGGCGCAGUACUGUCCCUGUCGCGUUGUAAUAGCGAGCUAUGGACGGGAAAGCUAGGCCACGCGAGAAGCUGGAUGUGCCAAACGUGGCACCAUUUGAGCAAAAGCUAGCAAACUUGACGCGACAGCGACCAGCAAUCGGGCCAGCACCUCGAAGCUCAGUGCUGGACAAGCUAGCGGCCUUUCUGCCACAACUAGCCCAUGAGAAUGAGCGGCUACAGGAGCAAAUGCAGAGUCGACCUGCCACUGACUUCGAUAUUGAGCACAUUGAAGGAGAAAAGACCGCGACCUACAUAGAAAUGGAUCUCGCAUGUGGUGUGCUGGAGCUGCGGGAUGAGGCGGCGCUGCGGGCUGCGGAGGCGGCCAUGGAGGGACGCAGGGGCGGGCUGGGGAUGUCGGAGGACGGCAGCAGCAGCGACAGCAGCAGCGAAGAGGACGAGGAGGAGGAAGAGGACAGCAGCGAGGGCAGCGAGGAGGGGGUUGUAGAGCCCAGCAACAGCAGCGGAGGGCAGGAGGAGCGACGGGCGCGCAAGGGAGAGGGGUUGGGAGGUGGUGAUAGAGGCGGAGACCCAGGCCGGAACGGUCAGGAGGUGGUGGAGAUGGAGUGUGACGCUGGGGAAGCGGAAGGGCGGUCUGGGCAAGGAGCGCAGGGCAGUGGUACUGGGGCGGCGGUGGUGCGACCUGGUGCGGGGAAGGGUGCGGGGCGACGACGGAAGCUGGCGGCCAAGCGCAACAAGAUGAUCGAGGAGUUGCCCUAGCGGUGCUGGCAGUAAUCCGUGGCAUGGUUUCGUAGCAUGUUGCAUUAGGAGGAAAGAUACUUUAUAGCACUCAUGGAAACGCAUAGCGGGAGAAUGGAGUCGAUGUACUUUAGGACGUACUUGCUUGGUACUGCGUAUAGGCGCUGGUCUAGCUCACGGAAACCUUGCGAAAUGUAUGCUGCGCAUUCUUUCAGCUAUGGGCGCCUAUGUGAUGUGAGCGUAUACGGUAAUGCACGGAUUGCAGAGUUCCGAUUGGUGACGUAUGGUUUGGGCAGCCGCCCACGGCUUUGUAGUCGACGCAACAGACGGGUUAGAUAUGUGUUGAUGCGAUGAUGAGCUCAGGUACGUUUUGCUGUCACGUGCGUGUGCUUGGAUGUGUUCAGCUGUCACAGGGCGGUAGAGAACUCCCUGCGUGAGUGAUGACCGAACAGGAGUACAGGAAGCACGUGAGAUGUGAAGGUAUGUGCCUAAGGGCGCGGAAAGCUAAGUUUUAUGGGAUUUGUCACCAAGGAAACAACAGACAUUUGCGAAAACUUAGCCCUCCCCGAGAGCGGAGCCGAAGGGGAAGCGGGACAGUUACAAAGGUGAAGGAAGUAUGGUGGCGGUGACGUCCGGCUGUUGUACAGUGUCUUGGUGAUAAAAGUAAAUACCGAAUUAACGAUCAGCAUGCAACAGAAAGACGGGACAAGGCAGAAGUAAUGACGACAAGUGUCAGCGUGUAUCAGCGCGGGUUAGGGG